Messenger RNA from Momordica charantia (bitter melon), 1041 nucleotides. It is a transcript of the gene ZEU1, whose product is annotated as P-loop containing nucleoside triphosphate hydrolases superfamily protein. NCBI's taxonomy places the organism in Eukaryota, Viridiplantae, Streptophyta, Magnoliopsida, Cucurbitales, Cucurbitaceae. Gene Ontology annotation, biological process: dTTP biosynthetic process; dTDP biosynthetic process; dUDP biosynthetic process. Gene Ontology annotation, molecular function: dTMP kinase activity; ATP binding; nucleoside diphosphate kinase activity. Gene Ontology annotation, cellular component: cytosol; mitochondrion; nucleus. The record is from RefSeq and is a predicted model, not a curated record.
UCCAAUUUGAAACAUCCUCACGAAAAAAAGACAUCCCACGCGCGCACAGCCACUCACCGUCCAUUCUUCCGGCGACUGAGCGACGGCGGCGGGUUCUAAACUCAGACAACUGAGGCGGCGAACUCCAGCGGGCAAGCAACGGCGACGAGCUCCAACGAACUGUUCAAUUGAUUUUGACAUUGCAAUAUAUUGCAAGCAAAGCAAUCUCAUGAUCGAGGAUUAAUUUUGGCUCUUAAUGCUGUUUCGGUUUCAUCUGAGUUUUGGAGCAGUAACAGCUAGAAGAUCCUCAAGUGCCCUACUGAAAAUUCCUUCUAAUAAUUUAAUCCGGAAGAUCCAAAUGGGAACUAAUCAUAACUCUGUGCUAAGAGGUUGCAGCAGUAAUUCUAGAGGAGCCCUGGUGGUUCUAGAAGGUUUGGACCGCUGUGGUAAGACUACACAGUCCAGUAGAUUAGUCCAAUACUUAGAAGGACUUGGCCAUUCUGCUGAACUUUUGCGGUUUCCUGAUAGAACUACAAGUGUUGGACAAAUGAUAUCUUCCUAUCUUUCAAACGAAUCACAGCUGGAUGACCACACAAUACAUCUUCUCUUCAGUGCCAAUCGAUGGGAGAAGAGAUCGUUGAUGGAAACAAAAUUGAAGAGUGGAACCACUCUUAUUGUUGAUCGGUAUUCUUAUUCAGGGGUGGCCUUUUCAGCUGCCAAAGGACUUGGUAUCGAAUGGUGCAAGGCACCGGAGGUUGGCUUGCUAGCUCCGGACUUGGUACUGUACCUAGACAUAUCUCCAGAGAAAGCUGUAGAAAGAGGAGGUUAUGGAUGCGAGAGAUAUGAGCAGCUUGAGUUCCAGAGCAAAGUUGCCCAGUACUACCAAGUUUUGCAUGAUUCCUCUUGGAAGAUAAUUGAUGCUUGCCAACCCAUGGAAGAUAUUGAGAAGCAACUUCAAGAGAUUGUACUGGGCUGUGUCAAGAGACGCCACAACGGGGAACCGCUUUCCGAGCUUUGGUUAAGUUGAUGCUUUCUUUUGAAGCCUGAAGAUCUUUUUCCCGG